Bipolaris oryzae ATCC 44560 is the source of this 1692-nucleotide messenger RNA. RefSeq lists its product as uncharacterized. Bases 1 to 1692 code for a protein of 563 amino acids. Gene Ontology annotation, molecular function: ATP binding; protein serine/threonine kinase activity. Lineage: Eukaryota; Fungi; Ascomycota; Dothideomycetes; Pleosporales; Pleosporaceae. Gene Ontology annotation, biological process: peptidyl-serine phosphorylation; intracellular signal transduction. The record is from RefSeq and is a predicted model, not a curated record. The transcript has 5 exons.
AUGGGUCAGAACAACGGCAAGCCCGUCGUCUUCACCGACCAAGUGAACCUCAACCACUUCCGCCUGCUGCGCGUUGUGGGCAAGGGCGCAUUCGGUAAGGUGCGCAUCGUCGAGCGCAAAGAUACAGGGCUCACAUUUGCGCUCAAGUACAUACGCAAAGAUGAAGUCGUACGGUCGGAAAGCGUCCGCAACAUCAUCCGAGAGCGCCGCAUGCUUGAGCAUCUCAACCAUCCAUUCCUUUGCAAUCUACGCUACAGCUUCCAGGACAUUGAAUACCUAUACAUUGUUGUGGACCUAAUGAACGGCGGUGAUCUACGUUUCCACAUUUCGCGAAAGACAUUUACAGAAGAAGCUGUGCGCUUCUGGAUAGCAGAGCUCGGCUGCGCCGUGCGCUACAUACACCAGCAGGGCAUUGUCCACAGAGACAUCAAGCCAGACAAUGUGCUAUUAGACUCUGAAGGACAUGUCCAUCUGGCAGAUUUCAACGUUGCCUCUGAUUUUGUACCACACAAGCCGCUGACGAGCAAAUCGGGCACACUCGCCUAUCUCGCCCCCGAAGUAUACGAAGGCAAGGGCUACUCGUGCGAGGUCGACUGGUGGUCGCUGGGCGUGCUCUUCUACGAGUGCAUAUAUAACAAGCGACCAUUCGAAGCCAGCAGCCACGACUCCCUCGCCGCCAAAAUCUUAAAGGGAGAACCUACCUAUCCCGUCACGAGCCCGCCUGUCUCUAUGCCGUGCUUGCAUGCCAUCAGCUCCCUGUUGGAAAAGGACCGAAGCAGGCGCAUUGGCGCCAUUGGAUUUGAUUCGUUCACUGACAACCCUUUCUUCCGGCCCAUAGAUUUUUAUGCGCUCGAACGCAAGGAGAUUGAGCCGAUUUUCAUACCUUCGAGCGAUAAGACCAACUUUGAUGCGACGUACGAUCUCGAGGAGUUACUGCUUGAAGAAGCGCCGCUUGAGGCCCGUGCCCGCCGGCAGAAACCACGAGAAGCUCUCAAGGAAGAUGCUACAGAACAGGAGAUACGCGCCGACGAGCUGCAUAGGAUGAUUGAGACGCUGUUUGAGCCUUUCAACUACACGACAGCCGGUGAUCAACGGACUCCUGCUGCUGUAGCAGUUGCUGACCCCCAAGAUUCUGGCGCUGGCUCACGAACCAGCAACCACAGCCAACCCGACCACCACCCCACCUCUGCCCCGUCUCAAGGCGAUUCUUCUGGACGUCACUAUGCCAACUCCAAGUCUCAAGACACCGACCUCCACCCCACCCGUUCCACUACUACCGCACGAUCGACACAAUCACCAAAUGGCAGUCCACCCCUGCCGACGAGUGUACUGCAGCACACUGCCAACACUAGCUCACCCACGUCGCAACGUGGUGAGCACGUUGACUACUUCCCUCACGACGGCUCCGAAGUCCCCACCCCCUCGUUCUCCCGCCCUAUGAACAGCCGCCAGCGAGGCUCCCAACGCAGCACAAGUAUGGGCGGAGGUGUACAGGUAGUUCUCAAUGAGACUGGUUCAUGGACCGAGAUGGCUAACCAGAGCUCCGCGCUUGUACAGAACGCCCAAACUGAGAAACCAUCCGGCAUGCUCGGAUUCCUCAGUCGCAAGAAGGGCCGGGACAGGAGUCCCAAGGCCAAAGAGAGGGGUGUUCUGGGUAAAGAAGGUGCGCGAGUCAUCAUCAGCAAUACCUGA